Zygosaccharomyces rouxii is the source of this 2520-nucleotide messenger RNA. It is a transcript of the gene SPB1, whose product is annotated as 27S pre-rRNA (guanosine2922-2'-O)-methyltransferase. Gene Ontology annotation, molecular function: rRNA (guanine) methyltransferase activity; rRNA (uridine-2'-O-ribose)-methyltransferase activity. The transcript has a single exon. Gene Ontology annotation, biological process: maturation of LSU-rRNA from tricistronic rRNA transcript (SSU-rRNA, 5.8S rRNA, LSU-rRNA); rRNA methylation; maturation of 5.8S rRNA from tricistronic rRNA transcript (SSU-rRNA, 5.8S rRNA, LSU-rRNA). Gene Ontology annotation, cellular component: preribosome, large subunit precursor; nucleus; nucleolus. Bases 1 to 2520 code for a protein of 839 amino acids. The record is from RefSeq and is a predicted model, not a curated record. NCBI's taxonomy places the organism in Eukaryota, Fungi, Ascomycota, Saccharomycetes, Saccharomycetales, Saccharomycetaceae.
AUGGGUAAGACUGACAAGAAGAAUAGUAAGGGUCGUUUGGAUAAGUACUACCACUUGGCCAAGGAGAAAGGUUAUCGUGCCCGUUCUUCUUUCAAAGUUAUUCAAAUAAAUGAAAAAUUUGGUCAUUUCUUAGAAAAAUCAAAAGUGGUUAUUGAUCUGUGUGCUGCUCCUGGUUCUUGGUGUCAAGUCGCUUCCAAACUAUGUCCUGUUAAUUCUUUGAUCCUCGGUGUGGAUAUUGUUCCCAUGAGGCCAAUGCCUAAUGUAAUCACAUUCCAAAGUGAUAUUACUACAGAGGAUUGUAGGUCAAAGUUAAGAGGUUACAUGAAGACAUGGAAAGCUGAUACCGUGCUGCACGAUGGUGCUCCAAACGUGGGUCUUGGAUGGGUGCAAGAUGCAUUCUCUCAAUCUCAGUUGACUUUACAAGCUUUAAAGCUAGCUGUCGAGAAUUUAGUGGUGAACGGUACGUUUGUGACCAAGAUUUUCAGAUCUAAGGAUUACAACAAACUGAUGUGGGUUUUCCAACAACUAUUUGAAAAGGUUGAGGCUACAAAACCACCAGCUUCAAGAAAUGUAUCUGCAGAAAUUUUCGUCGUCUGUAGGGGUUUCAAGGCGCCAAAGAAGCUGGAUCCAAGAUUAUUGGAUCCAAAGGAAGUCUUUGAAGAAUUACCUGAUAAGCCACAAAAUAUGGAAGCUAGAGUUUUCAAUCCGGACAAACAUACGAGGAAAAGAGAAGGUUAUGAAGAUGGUGAUAAUCUAUUAUAUCAUGAGAUGCCAUUAACGGAAUUUAUCAUGCAUGAAGAUCCUAUUUAUUUGUUGGGUUAUAUGAACAAAUUUACCUACGAUGAAAACAAUCACGAUUGGAAGAUCGUGAAGAAGUUGAAACAGACCACUGGUGAAUUUUUAGCAUGUAUUGAAGAUCUGAAAGUGCUUGGUAAGAAAGAAUUCAAGAUGAUCUUAAAAUGGAGAAAGGCUGCUAGAGAGCUAUUGGGAGUAGAUAAGAAAGAGGAAGAAGCACCUAAGAUUGAAGUACAGCCUUUAGAUGAAGAAGAACAAAUUGAUAAAGAAUUACAAAGUCUACAGGAGAAACAAAGAUUAGAGCAGAAACGUGAAAGACGUAGGCGGAAUGAAGCCAAGAUGAAAGAAAUUCACAGGAUGAACAUGAACAUGCUGACUCCUGGGGAUCUUGGUAUCGAAGCCGCUGAAAUCGGUAGAGAAUCUUUCUUUAAUUUAAAGACGGCAGAAAAAACUGGUAUUUUGGAUAAAUUGGCAAAGGGUAAGAAGAGAAUGAUCCCCACAGGACAGAUUGAUAAUAGAGAUGAUGACAUAUAUGUGGAAGAUGGGAUUAUAGUUCACGAUAAAUCGGACGCUAAAGAAGCUGAUGACUUGGAAGCUGAAUUGGACGAAAUGUACAAUCAAUACAAGCUAAGGAAAUCCGAAAGGGAUGCAAAGUUUAAGGCCAAACAGGCCCGUGGUGGUGAUACGGAUGAUUGGGAUGGUUUCCAAGAAGGUGGCGAGGUUAACGAACCCGAAUCAGAUGGAGAAUUGCAAGAAGAACAUGAUGAUGAAAGUAGUGAUGAUGAUUCAGAUGAUGACGAAGCCAUCAACAAUUUGAUUAGCAAAUUGAAAGGAAAAUCCGGAGAUCAAAAAUUGAGUAAUAAGGCUAAGAUGUUAUUUAAUGACCCUAUCUUUGAUAAUGUACAAGCUGAUUUGCCAGACAAGACACCAGUAACGACGCAGACGCCGACGACUUCCGGUCCUGCGCCCGUCGGUGAAAAGCGUGAGGAACCAGUGCAAGACGAAGAUGUAAAUAUGGAUUCCUCGGCAGAAAGUGGAUCAGAAUCAGACAAUUCAGAUUUCGAAAUUGUUGCUGGUGAGAGUAAUUCAGGUGAUGAUGACUCGGACUACGAUUCAGAUGCAGAGCGUCAAAAUAGUAGGGCUAAGAGCCAUGCACAAGACGUAGAGAUUGCUACUGUAGAAGCAAUGACUUUAGCCCACCAGUUGGCAUUGGGUCACAAGACGAAACAUGACUUGGUGGAUGAAGGUUUUAACAGAUAUGCCUUUAGAGAUCAAGACAAUUUACCGGAGUGGUUUCUUGAAGAUGAGAAGCAGCACUCUAAGAUUAAUAGGCCGAUUACCAAAGAAGCAGCAGCGGCUCUAAAGGAGAAGAUGAAGGCUCUAAAUGCAAGACCAAUUAAGAAGGUGGCAGAAGCCAAGGCAAGAAAGAAGAUGAGAUCAGUACAAAGAUUAGAGAAGAUUAAGAAGAAGGCCGGUCUCAUAGUCGAUGAAGCUGAUAAAUCUGAAAAGGACAAGGCCGAAGAAAUCUCUAGAUUAAUGAGAAAGGUCGGCAAGAAGGAGAAGCAAAGACCUAAGCCAACAUUAAUUGUCGCUAAAGGUAGCAAUAAAGGUCUUUCUGGUAGACCAAAGGGUGUUAGAGGUAAGUAUAAGAUGGUUGAUGGUGUGAUGAAGAACGAGCAAAGGGCAUUGAAGCGUAUUGCUAAGAAACACCAUAAGAAGAAAUAA